CCCGAAAGCUCAUCAUCUAAGCUCCAAAUCUCCAAUUUCGAUUUUUGAAGAGGCCAAAAGUUGCGGAUACACAGCACGGCCAGGUACCUCAGAGAGAAGCUCAUGAUGUUAACGGAGACGGCUCUGAACCUUCCGGAAUCUGACGCCACCGGCCUGAAUUUCAAGGAAACAGAGCUGACGUUGGGCUUACCCGGCGAAGCUCGGAGCCAGACGGAGACCAUUGCGAAGAACAAUAGUAAGCGUGGCUUCUCGGAGACCGUUGAUCUAAACCUCGGCAGCUGUAGCAAAAACCGGAUUGAAGAUCAAGGGGAAAGUGAAGUGUCCGGCGCCAGCAAACCUCCAUCGUCAAAGGCGCAAGUAGUGGGAUGGCCGCCGGUGAGAUCGUUCAGGAAGAACGUGCUGAAGAGCUGCACGUACGUGAAGGUGGCCGUAGACGGAGCACCGUACCUGCGGAAGGUAGACUUGGAAACGUACGGGAGCUACCAGCAGCUGUUGAGCGCUUUGGAGGAAAUGUUCACCUGCUUUACCAUCCGUAAUGUUCUAAACGAGAGCAAGCUCAUGGAUCCCGUGAACGGAACGGAGUACGUUCCCACCUACGAAGACAAGGACGGAGACUGGAUGUUGGUGGGAGACGUUCCUUGGAAAAUGUUCGUCGCAUCAUGCAAGCGUAUUCGGUUGAUGAAGAGUUCAGAGGCUGUGGGUUUAGCUCCAAGGACCCCUACACAAUCAACGAGCACAUGAAGAGGGUGAAAUUAAGGAGCCGUAUGGAAGUGGCGGACUUGAUUGCUUUUAUAUGAUAACAACUUGUACAGAUAUUAUUCCUUGUUUUUGCUUUGUUUUUUGUUGGGGGAGUUUUGGAUUAGCUAGGACUUAGAGGAAUUAGGAGAAUAGCAGAGAGAGAGWGAAAUAAAGGGUGAAGAGACCCCUGCCUGUAAUUAUUAACUGUUAUUAAGUAUUCUAGUUACUAACUUCAGAUCACCCCACAAAUAAAAAGGAAAAAAAUAGUCCUAUUGAUUCAA
This is a messenger RNA of Nelumbo nucifera (sacred lotus), 1019 nucleotides long. RefSeq names its product auxin-responsive protein IAA1-like. Gene Ontology annotation, biological process: regulation of DNA-templated transcription. The record is from RefSeq and is a predicted model, not a curated record. Gene Ontology annotation, cellular component: nucleus. Lineage: Eukaryota; Viridiplantae; Streptophyta; Magnoliopsida; Proteales; Nelumbonaceae.